AUGUCGUCGGGAAAGAGUGAACAAGAAUCGGGAAGAUGGGUUGUGCGGGUGCCUAGGUCUAGGAUGAGAUGUCGAGGAGAACAAUCAAGAAGAAGAUCGAGGUCGAGGUCGAGAGAGAGUAAAGACGGAGAGGUCGAGGUCGAGGUGAGGUCGGACUUCAAAGACGAAGAGGUGAUGUCGGACUUCAGAGACGGUGAGGUGAUGUCGGACUUCAAGAAGAAAAUCGAGGAUGAGAGACGGAAAGGUCGAGGUCGAUCGAGAGAGAGCAAAGACUCUAUUAGGGCAAAACCUAAAACCAACGGUCAUGAUUGGAAGAUUCAGCACAGACAUGUGCAGGCGAGAGGACCAAAGCUUCACCUUGCCGAAAUCAGAACUGGUCCAAAAGUGGUGCUGUUCUUGCAUGGAUUUCCAGAAAUAUGGUACACAUGGAGGCAUCAAAUGGUUGCUGUUGCAGACAAAGGCCACCGCGCAAUAGCCAUUGAUUUCAGGGGCCUUGGACUAUCCGAGCAGCCAGCUGAAUCCGAAAAGGCAAUCUUCAAAGACCUUGUUGACGAUGUCGUUGGCCUUCUGGAUUCUUUAAGCAUUAACAAGGAUUUUGGAGCUCUGCCUGCAUACCUAAUACCUGCUCUCCACCCAGAGUGCAUAUCCGGCAUGAUAACAGUAGGUGUUCCUUUCCUCAACCCGGCUAACUCUCCUGUCCGAUUUGAUCUCUUACCCAAAGGCUUCUACAUGUUAAGAUGGAAGAAGCCGGGGCGGGCAGAAGCAGAUAUUAGCCGCUUUGAUGUCAAGACAGUGAUACGAAACAUCUACAUUCUCUUCUCCGGAAGUGAGCUCCAAGUAGCUGCUCCUGAUCAAGAAAUCAUGGACUUGGUUGACCCUGCCACUCCUCUACCACCAUGGUUUUCGGAGGAUGAUCUUGCAGUCUAUGCAUCCUUAUAUGAGAAAUCUGGAUUCCGCUAUGCCAUCCAAAUUACAUACCAGUAAUUAACAAGAACGAAAACUUUUGCUUUAACUUCUGUUCUCACAGGACACGAAUUCCUCAUUUUCUCAAUAGGUUUUAACCCAUUGAUUUCCUAGUAUUUUUUCUGAGAUACAGCAUCCAAGAACAGCAUAAUUUCAUUAGAGUUUUCCUUCUGCAGAUCCACAACUAAGGUUGUUGAUUACGGAUUAGGCAGGGAUCCAAAAGUGCCCGCUCCAUCACUGCUUAUCAUGGGUGAGAAGGACUACAUCUUAAAAUUUCCAGGGAUGGAGGACUACAUACGGUCUGGGGCAGUGAAGCAUUUUGUACCCGAUUUGGACAUUGCAUGUAUUGCAGAAGGGAGUCACUUUGUGCACGAACAAUUUCCUGAUCAAGUUAAUCAGUUCAUGAUCAGUUUCCUUGAGAAACAUGGUAUAUAAUGUAGAUGCUCAAUGUGCUUAAGAA
Messenger RNA from Pyrus x bretschneideri (Chinese white pear), 1423 nucleotides. RefSeq names its product epoxide hydrolase A-like. The record is from RefSeq and is a predicted model, not a curated record. Gene Ontology annotation, molecular function: hydrolase activity. The transcript is spliced from 5 exons. Lineage: Eukaryota; Viridiplantae; Streptophyta; Magnoliopsida; Rosales; Rosaceae. Bases 1 to 984 code for a protein of 327 amino acids.